This is a messenger RNA of Centropristis striata (black sea bass), 830 nucleotides long. RefSeq names its product transmembrane protein 80-like. Gene Ontology annotation, biological process: non-motile cilium assembly. The transcript is spliced from 6 exons. Bases 1 to 438 code for a protein of 145 amino acids. Lineage: Eukaryota; Metazoa; Chordata; Actinopteri; Perciformes; Serranidae. The record is from RefSeq and is a predicted model, not a curated record. Gene Ontology annotation, cellular component: ciliary transition zone.
AUGGCGAUGCCAGGACCAGGAAGAUCAGCCAAUGUACUGUCAUCUGUUACUUUCCAGCUGCUGCUGAAACUGACAUCAGUCUACUUUGCCUUUUAUUUCCUGUUCACUCUCAGCCUGAUCAUCAGAAAGAGCUUGGUGCUGUCUUAUCCUGCUGAUGAUCUGGCCUGUGAUGUCUGUCUGCUGCUCCUCCUGGCUGCUCUGGAGUUCCUCCAUUUCUUCUGUGGUGUGAAGGGGAACCUAACGGAGAGUGAGAAAUAUAUUCUGGGCAAUCUCGUUUUGACUGGGACGGCUAUCCUGCUGACGAUCUACUUCCUGGUAUGGCAGACGUACGUGAUGCGGGCAGACGUAAUCAUCAGCAGUAUCUUACUCGUUGUCUACGGCUUAGAUGGAGUAAUGGCUCUCAGCACUUUAGCCCGACUGGCCAGUGUUUAUUCAUGAAGAAGCCUCCUCAACAUCUUCAUGUUACAGCUGAACUCACAGAACUGGUGCAAUCAGAAAUCAAAGUGACUUUGUCUUUUUUAAUAUUUGCAGGAUGAAGAUUGUUUGUUUAAACUUUUUUUAUUUUUAUAACCGACUAACUAUAACUGUAGAAUACUUUAAAGGUGGGGAUGAUAUAUUUUUUUAAAUGUUUCUUUUAAUGGUUGUGCUAUGAGAUACCUCAGGGAUUUCAUUUUGGUGCUUUCAGGACUGUUUGAUAUAGAGACAUACUAACAGAGAUUGCUUUCAUGUAACAUUUCCCUAUAUGUAUAUAUAUUGCAUUUUUAAAGAUGAAUAUCUAUAUUUGUGUUACUAUUGAUCAUGUAUAUUAAAAAUACCACAUUUUAAAAGUU